This is a messenger RNA of Coffea eugenioides, 1494 nucleotides long. RefSeq lists its product as uncharacterized. Bases 1 to 1494 code for a protein of 497 amino acids. The record is from RefSeq and is a predicted model, not a curated record. Lineage: Eukaryota; Viridiplantae; Streptophyta; Magnoliopsida; Gentianales; Rubiaceae. The transcript has 5 exons. Gene Ontology annotation, molecular function: triacylglycerol lipase activity. Gene Ontology annotation, biological process: lipid metabolic process.
AUGGCUUCCAAAGAAGAUUUCUCUAAAGAAUAUUUGCAGCUCAAUCCGAAAGAAGUUGGUUUUAGCGACAUCCUUAGCAUCUUCUCCUCGCGCGAAUUAGAGAAAACAGACUUCUUUCAUACCCCCGAGAUAUACGGGGAAGCAAACUCCUUUCAUGCCCCCAAGGUAUACAGGGAAGAAGCAGACUCCUUUCAUGCCCCGGAGGCGUACGGCUUCCGUCGCCGAUGGAUAGUUUUUGUGUCUCUCGUGGCUCAGAUACUCCUCCUCCAUUUAAAAAAACCUUUGGCUGUCCUAGGAUCUACUUUGGAGCUGUGCCUGAAUUAUCCAUCCAGCAAUGGUGGCUUUAUCGGCCUUUUAUGGAAUUUUCUUACGGGAAAGGUAGUAACGCCAGACAGGUCGGCUGCAACUUUCAGGUCGAUACUUGCGAAUCUGGACACGCGAGUGGAUUUAGAUGGAAGGAUCAAAGCUAAUGACAAGAGGUAUGAUGCAGCCUUGUCUAUGAUGGCUGCUAAAUUGGCCUAUGAAAAUGAAGCCUUCUCCAGAACUGUGGUCACAGAUCACUGGCAGAUGGAAUUCUUGGGCUUCUUCAACUUUUGGAAUGAUUAUGAGGAAUCAUACACAACACAAGCCAUCAUUUUCGAAGACAAGAGAACCAGUGCUGAUUCUAACCUGAUUGAGGUGGCAUUUCGAGGGACAGAGCCGUUUGAUGCUGAUGAUUGGCGUACGGAUUUUGAUAUUUCGUGGUAUGAUGUCAAAGGUGUGGGCAAGAUUCAUGCUGGAUUUAUGAAAGCCUUAGGCUUACAAAAACGAAAGGGUUGGCCUAAGACAAUUGAGCAAGGCUCAGAUGGAAAAAACUAUGCCUAUUACACAAUAAGGGAAAUUUUGAGAAAUAGAUUGAAGGAAAAUCAGAAUGCAAAAUUCAUGGUAACUGGACACAGCUUAGGAGGGGCAUUGGCAAUUUUGUUUCCUGCCAUACUGAUUUUACAUGAAGAAAAAGAGUUAUUGGAAAGAAUGGAAGGAGUGUACACUUUUGGGCAGCCUAGAGUUGGAGAUGAGCAAUUUGGAGACUUUAUGAAGGAUAAGCUUAGAUUUUAUGACGUAAAAUAUUGCAGAUAUGUCUACAAGAAUGAUAUGGUUCCAAGAGUACCGUUUGAUGACAAAACCCUCAUGUUCAAGCACUUUGGUCCUUGUUUAUACUUCAACAGCUGCUACCGAGGGCAGAUUCUAGAGGAAGAACCAAACAAGAACUACUUCUCACUGCUGUCGGUUAUACCCAAGAUUUUGAAUGCCGUUUACGAGCUGAUUAGGAGCUUCAUUAUCCCUUUCACGAGAGGAAUGGAGUAUAGAGAAGGGUUGUUUCAGACCAUGUCUAGGAUGGCUGGAUUGGUCGUUCCUGGAUUAUCAGCUCAUGGUCCUCAGGACUAUGUUAACGUCACCAGAUUGGGGACCUUGCCCUCCUCGCACCCUCCAUUGAAAGGCCGGAAACCAGAAUGA